Messenger RNA from Seminavis robusta, 5019 nucleotides. Lineage: Eukaryota; Bacillariophyta; Bacillariophyceae; Naviculales; Naviculaceae. The record is from the annotation of a GenBank genome assembly.
UAUUAAAAAACCACAAAACGUUUGAUAAUUUAUGUAAUUUGACCAAAGACGCCGCAAAGAGGUCAAAUCAGCCAAAGAUUCAUGUUCAUCAGACACCGACUUCGGGCACGCAACCCACGACGACACUCGAUCGACUUGGUGUUGAUCAAAAAAUAAAUAUACCCAGACCUGAAAGGGUACAGUCGUACAGAGAGUCGGAACAUCGAUCCCUUGGGUGCAAGAUCAGGUAUUAUUAGUUACUAGCUAGGCCAACAUACCAUGGCCGACGAAGGCGGUGUGGCUCAUGCCGUGGACGAGAAGGAGAAGCGUCGGCGCAAGCAGGCGAACCGGAUGGGCAAAGUGCUAUCCAAAGUGUGGGCAUUGAAGGGAUCGGAGGCCUUUCAAGAAGAACGACACGCCGCCAGCAAGGAAGGACACGCACUGGACUUGACCACUAUUGGACAAAAGAUUGACGCCCAAAAGUAUCGACUCGGCAAGCACGGCUGGGAGGAUUUCGCCAGGGAUCUGGGUGGAGUUUACAAUCGACACAUUGCUCGCAAAACCAAACACGCCAAGCAAGCAGCCAUCCAUAUUCAGACCGUCAAGGACUUGUUGGGCCACAGAGACAAAUCCCUGGCAGAUUUAGCCAAAGGAUUCACACCCUCCGAGGCUCCCGUAUCCAGUAGUUUGAAAAAACGCAAAGCUUCGGAAGACCUCGAAAACAAUCGUAUCACUCGCAAGAGACCCUCCACCGCACAACCAGCCGGUGGCGGGGAUCAGGAGGGUGAAUUGACACUCAAAGAUCGAGAAGUACGAGCAUUGGAAUCGCUGGAAGCAUUUAUCGAAGAAAAUGGAGGAUCCAAGGAACAAGUCGCUGGAUUCCGCUCCAGAGUUACACGAAAACCAUCCGAUCGACGAUACGAUAUCAAUUUCUACAAUUCGUCAGGAAGGCGAUUCCGAUCCAUGGUGGAAGUGGGCAGGUUCCUCAAUAUCAUCAAGGCAGAUAGUAGACCCAAACGAAAAGCCACUUUCAACAAGAAGAAACCAAAAACUUCCAGAGAAAAGGAAAACGAGAAGAAAAAACUCAGACGGGAAUUGGAACGACUGCGCAAAGCACAUCAACGUGCUAUCAAAUCAUUGGACGAUUUUAUCAAUGAUCAAAAGGAAUCACGAUACCCCAUGGAGGAUCUCAUAUUAAUGGAAGAAGAUGAAGCACAGCACGGAAAGAAACCCAUCACACAAUCCACAUGUACCGCGGCGAGGAUACCCGAUAUCAAGGGAUUCCCAGACAUUCCACAACAUUGCAUCCCCGAUUUACUCAUGACGUGGGAUUUCCUCUGUACCUUUCACAAAACACUCAAUUUGGAACCCAUAUCCUUGGAUGACUUUGCAUCGGCACUCACCUACAAACCCCCCGAAGAUGUUAAUGGGGAUGACAUUCAAGCUCCACCCGUGUAUCUCGCCGAGGCACAUUUGGGCCUCUUGAAAUUGUUGGUCAGCGAUCGACAGAGCGACGAAUGGUGGUGGUCCAUACUCGAAACGCAAGAGACGGAAAAUCCAGAGGCCAAGAUUUUGGCUGCAGAAGAAAAGGAAGAAGAUGGCAAGGCGGCAGCCAUCAAAGUCGACAUGGAGGCGUUGUUGGCCGACGAUGAAGAUCCACUCAUCACUAACAGUUGGCUGGCAUCGUUGGAGGAUGUCGGCAAAAUGAAUAGUACACAGGCGGAUGCCCUAACGAAUGCCAUCAAGACGGCGUUGCACGUCGUGGCGAAUAAAUGGGUGGGUGCCUACUUGCGAAAGGCAUUGAAAAUGUUGAAACAAAACGAUCUGAAAGACACCAAACGGGCCAUUGUGUGGCUUGUGGAAAAGGUCAAGGAAGCUCGACCGGAUUUGUCCAGUAGGAGUGUCAGAGAAAGCCGAAUGAUGGAAAUCAGGGCAAAGGUCGUUGAAGAUGCCAAGCAGCAAAUGGACAAACUGGAAGCAUCGGCUCCGAUCGUCAAAGAAGAAGAUCUGGUGUCCGAUGUUGAAGAGUCCGAUGAAGAGAGUGAUGACUCGGACGACGAGGAAAUGGGGGACGCAGAAAAACAAGGCAGCAAAAAAGCGGGCGAUGCAGAUGCCAAGGACGAUUCCGAAAUGCCGUCAUCGUACAUCCCACCACGACCAUCCCCUACGUUGGUGGAUCUACUGCUCCCGCCAUUCAAACCAAACCAAAACUCGGAGUUCUUGAAUCCGUUCACAUGGUCGCAAUUAGCUGGUGGUGCGGCGUGCAGGAUUCUCCAUCGAAUGAAACGACUGCGAAAUGAAGUGGACGAUGCUUUGCGUGCCAGCCACGAUUUGCCACAACUUACAGUUGCUCAGCGCAGGGAGCGAGAGGCUGUUUCGGCUUCUCGGAUAUUUACUGAGUGCUGCGCAGUGAUUGACGGCGAGAGUCCGGGCGAAACCGCAGUGAAACACUUGUGCUCGGGAGACGAUUAUUUGGACCUAGCCCCCAUUCAACGCCUUUGCAUUUUGAGAAUCAUGAUUGAAGCUGCGUAUGACACAGUUCGAGUGCAGCAAGUAGUGGACGGGAACUUUAAGCAGCGCAUCAAUGCCCUGAAGGCCUUGGAAGCCGAGGAACGAAAGGCCAAGAGUGACGCCAAGAAGAAGGCCACCGCUGCAGAAAAGGCAGCCCGAGAACAGCUGACGGCUGAAGUCCAAAAUAAGUUUUUGGAGGAAAAGCGAGCAGAAAUCCGAAAAGUGAACGAAGGAUCAAAUGAGUUCACAGAAGAGUUUAUGGAGUCUUUGGCUGACGACGACAUUCUCGAGGAUGAGGAGAUCAAGGCUGACUAUACCGCUCUUCCAGGCCCCGAAAGCUUUAGCAAGAUCGAGGUCAACAAGAUGGUGGCCCGGAUGCAGCAAGAGGCUGCGUUCGAAACCCAUUCCGUCAGAGUACUGACCAUGGAGGAGCUGCUCGAGCAAGAGAAGGAGCAGUUGAAGGCAAUGGAAGAACAGCUUGCGAAUCUUGUAGCUGAGAACCCGGACACCGACGCCAUGGACCGAGACACAUCGAGGGCAAUUGACAGGCUGAAACGAAACGUGGAAAAAGCCAAGGAAGCAACUGAAACACUGCCAGAAAAUAGACAAUCUGCCAUACUUGUCCUCCGCGAUGCAAUUGCUGAUGGCACUAUCAAGGUUUUAAAGAGUGCGAUUCGUGAAGCCAAACUUGCCAAGUUAACUGGCGAAGACGAGACUACUGGAGGCGUCUGGGCGCUGGGUUUGAUGCGCGACGCUGUGUUGGAGCUAGAAAACGCCAAAAAUCACAAGAAGGUGGCAGACGCCCAAAAGGAUCUUGUGGCAAAACGCAACAGGUGCUUCAUCAGGAACGUCCCCAUUGGACAAGAUCGUUUCAGAAAUCGUUUCUGGCACUUUGAUAGAGACGAGCAUAGUCACUUCUGGACCGAGACUGAUUAUGUCAUCAUUGAGGAUUCAUCAAAAGAACCUCAAACGAAGUCUGCUGGGUUCCUUGAUCUCGAGCGAGUGAAGGAACACGUUUUCCUGGGCACUAAUGACGAGGAAGAGGAUAUGAUUGGAAACAACGAGAAAGGUGCUUUCCUCAAAUUCUCCAGGCAGGAAUACCACUCGUCUGGGCUGGAUGCUUGUCUGGCAAAGAAGAAUUGGGGAUGUCACGCAACUGAAAAAUCGAUCAGGACACUCAUAAAGGACUUGGACAGCAGAGGGGUCCGAGAGAACGAGUUGAAAAGCAAGCUCAAGGAGACGUUGGAAGAAAAUGUUGGUGAGAAGCCAGAAGGCUCAAAGGAACUAGGCGCAGAGGGUUCUGCCGAUGACACCGCCGUCACGUUGACCAGCGGGGACGAAGAUGCAUUCAAAGGACUGAUGGAAACGGAAGACAUUGCUUCAAACUCCUCCAUUUCGAUUGAAACUUUGGAAGGCUUGCAAUCUGGGAUUGGGGCAGAAGUGCGAGUGCGCGUUAUUGUGGAUGGCUCGAAGGAACCUGCCAUCUCGCGCUAUGAGAAUGGUAAGAUCACUGCUUUCAGGAAGCGGGAAGAGAUCGUUGAACCAGAGGGGGGAGACGAAUCCGAAGAGGAGGAUGAAGAGAAGGAGAAACCAGCUCCCACCACUCGUGAGACACACGAUUGGCAAGCGACAACUGACAGAGGACAUACUUACUGGCUCCCUGGCCCCGAGUUGUUGGAGAGCAUCUGCCGUUUUGUGAAGUGGAGCAACAAGGAAAAGGGAUACUUCGAGUUUGAUGCUGCGUUUCAUACCUACAGGAACCCCUUGGGGCGCCAUUGCGGCCGUGCUGCGGAUGCUCCUUAUUCGUCGUCGCCAAUGGUCUUCGCUCGCUACAUGGUCAAGAGAGAGCAAGAACUUUAUACGAAACUCAAAAAUAAGAACUACGACAAUAACUGGGGCGGAAAAAGUGGGGCGAGGGCUGUCUGGACCAACUCUAUGAAGGAUUACACCUUCGAUUUUCGAUCUGCAAAAGACGGUCUCUUGACGCUGGAAAAUGCCUUCUUCGAGCUGAUGGACGGAAUUCCAUCUGAUGACGGCCCAAGUGGCAAGGAGUUACUAGAGAACCCGGCGACACGAGACGACAUCGAGCUUGAGUCACUUGACAGCAAGAGUAUCCAUGGCUUGUGGAACUCUUUGGCGAGCCGUGCGGUGUUCUAUGAAAUUGUCAACAAUUGCAAGACGACAGGAUUUCUCGCUUUGGCCUUCGAUCUGCUCUGCAGGAACACAACGGCCUAUUUGGCCGCUCACAAGUUGCUGAACGUGAAGGUAGAACCAGUGCACCAGCCAAUUACACGAUCGACGAGGCGCCCCAAUGCGUGGCAGCAGGCCAAUCAAGAGGCUGGUUGGUAAUACGUGAAACGUUGCAAGAAAAAGUAUAGAGCCAUGCUAUUGCCAAGGAAGGAGGCUCGACUGUCAUCAGAACGCCGUCUGGAAGUUAAUUGCUAGUUCAUCUAGCUAGCUGCUUUCCUGUGAAGGAACUGCUAGAAUAUCUCUAGUAGUCAUCUAUUCUAUUCUACCAGUCUUUUUGAU